Nematocida major is the source of this 258-nucleotide messenger RNA. RefSeq lists its product as uncharacterized. The transcript has a single exon. Bases 1 to 258 code for a protein of 85 amino acids. Lineage: Eukaryota; Fungi; Microsporidia. The record is from RefSeq and is a predicted model, not a curated record.
AUGCUAUUUCUCAUUGUACUUUUACUGGGAUAUGCCUUGUGUGUGGAAGAGGAGAGGGUUGAGCUGGCUUCCAGCAAAGCCGACACGGUUGCGGUUAUCUCUUUGUUUAUGAUACUUGGCUUGACCUUUUCGGUCUCUCUGUAUGGAAUCAAGAAGCUGCUGGAAAAGGACCCAAAGCAAAUAACUAGUGGAGGUCAUCAUACCCGUGGCCUUAUUCCAAGGAAACAACAGAGCCCUUACGAGGUGAUUACUUUCUAG